Molecule: messenger RNA, 4941 nt
Organism: Labeo rohita (rohu)
Lineage: Eukaryota; Metazoa; Chordata; Actinopteri; Cypriniformes; Cyprinidae
Gene: loxl4
Product: lysyl oxidase-like 4
Exons: 15
Coding region: 89-2524 (811 amino acids)
Biological process (GO): peptidyl-lysine oxidation
Cellular component (GO): membrane
Molecular function (GO): protein-lysine 6-oxidase activity; copper ion binding
Source: RefSeq, a predicted model, not a curated record
GUUCAACUCUCUCCUUCAUUCAUUUUUCUCCAGUCUGUGACUGACGUGACUUACGUGUGGCUGCCAGAAGCCUCACCACUGUGCAGUCAUGAUUCGGGCCAUCUCUCCCAUUUGUGUUCUGCUUUUUGCACUUCUUUUUGCAUGCACGGAUGCACGUCCCGAAUCGCAAGGCCGAUCGAGGCGUGCUCCCGCUGCCAAAGUGCGACUGGCAGGUAUCGGCCACAGAGAAAACGAGGGACGAGUUGAAGUCCUGCACGACGGGACGUGGGGCACCGUAUGCGACGACGAAGUCGACAUCAAACUCGCUAAUGUGGUUUGCAGGGAACUGGGUUUCCAAAGUGGCAUAACAUGGGCUCACAGUGCCAAGUAUGGAGAAGGAGAGGGCCCCAUUUGGAUGGAUAAUGUGAGGUGUGAAGGAACGGAGAAAACUCUGAAAGACUGCAAGUCGAACGGAUGGGGUGUUCAUGACUGCAAACAUUCUGAGGAUCUCGGGGUGGUCUGUAGUCCAGAGAGAAGGCUGGAUCAAGUGCAUCCUGGAGUCACCAGAAGAGGGCACACCAUCGCUCUCAGACCAAACCCAAUCACCUCAAACCGUUGGCAGGACAUUUACUCCAAUUCAAGGACACCUGCGCAUCUCAGACAAGGCAACAGACAUUCCCAGGACCAUACCGGAUGGGAUCAGUUCUCCAGACAGCAGUUUCAUAAUCCGUCUGCCAGUAGAGUGAGAAUCGAAGAAGUCCGCCUCAAGCCAAUCUUGAUGGUUACAAAGAGGAGCGUUCUUGUUACGGAGGGUGUGGUGGAAGUAAAGCAUGCUGGAAGAUGGAGACAGGUGUGUGAUAAAGGCUGGAGUCUGAACAGCAGCAGAGUUGUAUGUGGGAUGCUUGGCUUUCCUGACGCGGAGCUGCCCAAUAUGAACACCUACAAAAAAAUAUGGGACAGAAAAGUCAAGGAUUCAACAACCACAUUAAGUCAGAUGACCAGAAAGAAGGGAUUCUGGGUUGAGAAAGUACAUUGUCUGGGCACAGAGCCCAGUCUGGCAGAGUGCCACGCCCAGCUGUCAAUCCCUCGAAGCCCCACCCCUUGUAAAAACGGUCGCCAUGCAGUAGCCCGCUGUGUCCCAGGACCGCAGUUCGCUCGUAUGUCCUCUGGCAGACCCCAGGCACCUCAUCCUGCAGUGCUGUCAGUGCGUCUGAAGGCGGGACCACGUCUGGGAGAAGGAAGAGUCGAGGUUCUGCGUGAGGGAAAAUGGGGAACUGUGGUUGACCACCGUUGGGACCGGAUCUCAGCCAGCGUGGUGUGCAGAGAGCUGGGCUUCGGCACUGCCAAAGAGGCUCUUACCGGAGCUUACAUGGGUCAAGGGACGGGGCCCAUCCACAUGAACUCAGUGCAGUGCACUGGCACAGAGCGCUCCAUUUUGGAUUGUUACUUCCAGGAAGUUCAACCCUGGACAUUCAAACACACCCAGGAUGCUUCUGUCAAAUGUUAUGUUCCUAAGACUGGCCUGGAGAGCACGGUGCGGUUGGCGGGUGGCAGGGACCCGGCUGAAGGUCGUGUGGAGGUGCUCAUGGAGGUGGGGGGCAGAAAGCGCUGGGGGACGAUUUGCAGUGAGAACUGGGGCAUAAAUGAAGCCAUGGUGGUAUGCAGGCAGCUGGGCUAUGGUUUCGCCGCACGUGCCCAUCAGGACACAUAUUAUUGGCAAGGAGACCCUGCGGCAGAAGAAGUGCUGUUGAGUGGGACUCACUGUGUGGGAACAGAAUUGUCCAUCCAGCAGUGCCGUCGUAACAGCCACAUCCACUGUCCUCGAGGAGGUGGAGCUAGAGCAGCAGGCGUCACCUGUUCUGAAACCGCACCUGAUCUGGUUUUGGAUGCACAGCUUGUGCAGGAGAGCGCUUACCUGGAAGACAGGCCUCUGCACCUGCUCACCUGUGCACACGAGGAAAACUGUCUCUCCUCCUCUGCCGCCCGUAUGCAUUGGCCGUACGGGCACCGCCGUCUUCUGCGUUUUUCCUCCCGCAUCAUGAACUUGGGGAGAGCUGACUUCCGCCCACGUGCCUCAAGAGAGUCCUGGACCUGGCACCAGUGCCACAGGCAUUACCACAGCAUUGAAGUGUUCACGCAUUAUGACCUCCUCACACUCAAUGGAAGCCGAGUGGCCGAAGGACACAAAGCCAGUUUCUGUCUAGAAGACACCUACUGCCCUGAAGGUCUUCACAAACGCUUUUCAUGUUACAAUUACGGAGAUCAAGGCAUUUCGGUGGGUUGCUGGGACACGUACCGCCACGAUAUCGACUGCCAGUGGAUAGACAUCACUGAUGUCAGACCUGGUGACUACAUCAUGCAGGUUGAGGUAAAUCCAUCCCUGGACAUGGCUGAAUCAGACUUUAUGAACAACGUCAUGCGUUGUCGAUGUAGAUACGACGGGCACAGAGUGUUUAUGUAUGGCUGCCAUGCAGGUGAUGCCUACAGCGCUGAAAUUGAGGAUUUAUUCGAACAUCAGCGUCAGAUCAGCAAUAACUUCAUUUGAGCCUGGUAAAGAGAGGUGAGAGGAAAAUGCGGCUAACAAUCCCGGAAAUGCGGCUAACAAACUGGAUGAAAGAGACGGAGAUCUUCUCCGCUGAUCUCAGAACAAUCUACCAGAAGCCUUCCAUAUUUGGACGAGAUAUGAUACAUUGCUAAACCGUUUUCUCUAUGGAAUUUAAUUAAUUCUAACAGAUGUUUGGAAAUCAACAGAGGGUUACUUCACGUGAAAAUUAGAUUCUGUCAUGAUUUUUUUUAGUGUAUUAAACAUUCGUUUUUGAAUACACACAUAAAAUAUCGUAAAUCAUAUGAGUUUCGGAGUGUCUCUUAAGGCCAAUUUACACUGCAUCGACAAAUGCAGAUAAACAGCAACAGACACCUUGGAAUAGUUGAAAAGUGACGUACUGUUUGGCUGUCAGCGCUGUCUGAUGGUGCAGUGUAAAUUGGCCUUUAGUGGUCACUGUUUUCUUAGUAGACUUUCUUAUCUGAUUAGUGCCCAGAGUUUUGGAAUGAGGUGGUUUGCUUAGAAAUUCUUUUCAUGCCCUGCCAAACUUUCACUGGCUCAGUUAGUUUGACAUCCAGUGAAGCCCUGGGCAGCAGAGGCCCUUGUUCAAAGCCACUGGAGCCAGUAAAUAAAACCAGAAUCUGUAUUUUUGGAUGAACUGUUCCUUUAAAUAUUUUUUAUUGAGUAAAUAAGACAUUGUUUUCAGAGACUAAGUUAGCUGCAGUUGUUGAUCAUCUGGUUAAAAAUGAAACAUCAUGAAAAACCUGUAGUUCUUGGGACCAUGAGACUAGCAUUAGAAAAUAACUAAUUUUUAUUGUCUACAUGUACCCAUAUAUUUACUUCCUGACGUUAUGGAGUAAUUAUAGAGUACAUGUGUUAUAGAAUAAAUGCAUUUGUACAAUGGUUUUUUUUUUGUUUUGUUUUUUUCAUUUUUAACUAAUUUGAACAACAUUUAAAAAAAAGGGGAAAAAGUUCCUAGCAAGUAAUUUUCUGAUCUACUUUAUAUGAUGUCAAAAUGCAGUUUGUUCACUUUUUCUGUUUUCUGUUCAUUUAUUUUAUAUCUGAUUUCAAUUCUCCUGUUUGAGUUAUGCACUUUAUUGAUGGAUGUCAGUAUUCUGGAAGAAAUGGGUCAUUCACUACCAUCUUUCAACACAAGCUUCUGUUUGUUUAUUAACAUGUUAAAGUGUUUAUGCCUUCUUUCCAUUUUUUAAUAUACUUUUUUCAUUUUUUUUUUUUUUGGUGACUUUCCUGAAUCCUAAAGGGUAACAAAGGCUAUUGUAUAUGCUAAAGAUUAAUUUAUUUAAUACAUUUUUAAACAAAUUUUCUGGAUGACAGUUUUAUUUAGUAAUGAUAAUGAAAAUUAUUUGUAUUAAUAAGCGCUUGCUAAAGGGUUGCUUUAAUAUUCAUUUAACAUGUUUGAUUUUUGGAUGAAUGGAGUUUGUUGUCUUAGUUUAGUAUGUACUUGAAGCUUUUUUUGUUAAACAUCUAUGAGUAUAAAGGUGUACCAUGUUACAAUUUUGCCUGAAAAGCAUUAAUAGUGUAAAGCAGUAAUGCUGGGAAUGAAUAUUUAUGGGCCAGAGCAUUAAAUAUAUUCUUACAGUAGUGAACCCUUUGUCUCUAAAUAGUGAAGAAAACACUUUUUAAACUGUACUGUAUCAGUUUUUACUUUUGUAAUUUUUGCACAGUACAGGACACUGUUUAACAACAGUUAUUGUGCAUGUGAUGAACUGAUUUAUAAUUUAUUCCUACUGUUUAUCACAAAUUUUUGUGUUAUUUAUCUUAAAGUAUAAUCCAUAACGGUUGAUUUCAUAAACACAUGCGUGAAUGAUCUGUGCUCAUUUUUAUUACAUAGAUAUCACUUACAUCAACUUAUGUACUUUACAUUUUCACAGUUUAGUGUUUUUUUUUAACAUUUGUAAGAUCAUAAAUAUGACUUAUUCUGUCCAUGUAUUGUGUACUUAACUUUUACAAUGUUACUCCUGAUUUAUUUUACCUCUGCUUUUAUUUAUGAUUCGCAUGUUACUGUAUGCUUUUAGUACUAGUGGUGCAUAAAUUGAUUUCAGUCCAUAAUUCACAGCAAAUUUUAAAAAAAUCUUCUGGUGUUAAUUCUGCACUUUUCUGGGAGUUUUUCAUGGAGUAGUUGAGAGUUUUAGCUCUCAAUGUAAAUUGCAAUACUCUCAGGGAUAAAAUAUGUGUCUUUUCCAGUUUGUUCAAAAAUAAUUUUAAGAUCACAAGAGAUAUAAAUGGAAAAGUAAUACCAAAAUAAUCCCAGAACCUGCAACAUGAUGUAAACUCUUGUUACUGUUUUGUGAUGGGUAUUACAGUAGUAAGUCGCCGCAAACAACUGAUCUCAAAUGUGAAUAAAUAUCACUCAUCAGGUCUGUACUCUGUUUUUUUAUGAUCCAUUGCACAGGGGCUCC